ACUUUUUUCUUUCUUUUUUUCUUUCUUCCAAGUAUCUAUCUUUCUGAACAAAUAAGAUUUUACUCACUGUUUUCUUCACCUCUGCACUAAAAUUCUUCACUUCCAUGGCUGUUCAUCUUCAAUCCCCAUCUACACCUUCCACCUGACAUUACCCACUAACUAAUUCUUCUCUUCUUAUAUAAAAUCCAACCCAAAAACAUCAUUCACCUUACAAUAUCCAAAACCCACAACCCAAUUCACCCCCAAUCCUUCCAAUUUCUCAUUAUUUCCCAACUUUGAAAACAGAGCAAGUAUGAGUAUUUUUAUAAAUCCCCUGUUUAUUUUAUUCAUUUCAAUUUUCAAUUUUCAAAUUGCCACCAUUGAUGCAAGACCCAACAUGCUGAAUAAUAUUAUUCAUGUCUCUUCUUCACCUGCUCCAGUACCUUCAAUGGCGGAUUCCGGGAUUCAAGCGGGAAGCUCAAAUCACAAAACCCAUUCAAACAAAAAGCUUGUUAUUGCUGUUAUUGCUGCUUCUUCUCUGGGUGUCAUAUUAUUGCCCUUAAUGUGUUUGUUGAUAUGCCGCAGAGAAAAAUUAUUCAGAUCUCGCGCUAAUAGAUUAGAUCAACUGAGAGGGCUUCCUUUGAGUUCUUUUAUCACUAGAACCAAUAGUGCUUUCAAACAGAAUAGUCAAAAGCAACUUGUGUCAGUUAUGGAUUACAGUUUGUUAAAAGCAGCAACAAAUAACUUCCAUGAGAGUGAGAUACUGGGGUCGGGUGGGUUCGGCUGCGUGUAUAAGGGUCGACUCGACGAUAACUUGUUUGUUGCGGUUAAGAAACUGGAUAACGAAAGCCGAGACGCCCUUAAAGAGUUCCAGACAGAGGUCGAUAUAUUGAGUAAAGUUCAACAUCCAAACAUAAUAACCUUGUUGGGAUAUUGUGUUGAUGAUGAAACUAAGAUACUUGUUUAUGAAUUGAUGCAAAAUGGUUCGUUAGACACGCAGUUACACGGGCCUUCUUGUGGAUCCAAUUUAACAUGGCAUUGCCGGAUGAAAAUUGCUCUAGAUACAGCAAGAGGAUUGGAAUAUUUACACGAGCAUUGCAAACCACCUGUAAUUCAUAGAGAUUUGAAAUCAUCUAAUAUCCUUCUGGAUUCAAGAUAUAAUGCCAAGCUUGCGGAUUUUGGUCUCGCUGUCAUGGAUGGUGCGAAUAAAAAUGUUAAGCUUUCCGGGACGUUGGGUUACGUAGCUCCCGAGUAUCUUUUAGACGGGAAACUGACCGAUAAAAGUGACGUAUACGCGUUUGGAGUUGUACUCUUAGAGCUGUUACUCAAAAGACGACCCGUUGAAAAGCAAAAGCAAACACCACCCGAGCGCCAAUCUCUCGUCACUUGGGCUAUGCCGCAACUAACAGACAGAUCAAAGCUUCCGAGUAUCAUAGAUCCCGUGAUUAGGGACACAAUGGAUCCUAAACACUUGUAUCAAGUGGCUGCUGUGGCGGUGUUGUGUCUUCAACCAGAACCGAGCUACAGACCGUUGAUAACGGAUGUGUUGCAUUCUCUUGUGCCUCUUGUACCGGUUGAACUCGGUGGGACCCUAAGAGUUGCAGAAAAUAGGGUUGCAGCAGCAUUUGAGCCAUGACUUGAGGUUUUUUGAUCUAGAUAGUUGUACUCCUGUAAUUAUUAAUCAGAUUAUUCAAAUCCAUUUUGUUUAGUUUUAAAUACAUAAAUCCUAGUUAAUAUAAAGUGAGAGGCUGCUUCGAGUGA
Helianthus annuus (common sunflower) is the source of this 1740-nucleotide messenger RNA. RefSeq names its product probable receptor-like protein kinase At1g80640. Lineage: Eukaryota; Viridiplantae; Streptophyta; Magnoliopsida; Asterales; Asteraceae. The coding region runs from base 293 to 1615 and encodes 440 amino acids. Gene Ontology annotation, molecular function: ATP binding; protein kinase activity. Gene Ontology annotation, biological process: protein phosphorylation. The transcript is spliced from 10 exons. The record is from RefSeq and is a predicted model, not a curated record.